Molecule: messenger RNA, 750 nt
Organism: Protopolystoma xenopodis
Lineage: Eukaryota; Metazoa; Platyhelminthes; Monogenea; Polystomatidea; Polystomatidae
Source: the annotation of a GenBank genome assembly
AUGUAUCGAUCACCGUUCACCCUGACGCCUGAAGAACUUCAGAGAUACCAAGUACCAGAGACGAGACCAUGCCGACUGAUGGUCCUCGAGCUGCCGGUCGGCGAGAUCGCCUCAUCGUCGCGGUCGCCGUCGCCGGCUCAGACCGUUUGGAGAGCCGGCCUGACCGGACGAGUUGGCGUCGGCGCUGAGACCAGCCAAGAAUUAGGCCUCGAGGCGUCUUCGCGGACGACGGUCAACUUCACUAUGCCCUCCAGCGCGAUAAACUGCAGAGGACCGGCCGCCUCGUGGGCGCCUCGGCCCAGCAUCCUCUCCAUCUUCCGGUACACCUCAAGUCCAAGUUGGCCGGCGCCGGCAACGGCGGCUUUGACUCAUCGUCAAGCGGUGUUCGCCGAUCUUUACCGCACCCGAAGAUGGGCCAUGAAUCGGCUGGACAAGGUUGAGCUACGCGUCACUCGGGACGUCGAAGAGCUGACCAUUGGGUCCGGCGUCUCGCAGACGCCGGAACUGAUGCGCCGUCGACGGGUCUGGCUGACGAGGCCGGUUUGGUCGGCCACCGGAGUCCCGGCCUCGGCCAGAACGGAUGCAUUAGGGACUAGCCUGCGGAAGGUCGCCUCCUCGAAUGAUGGCGAGAGAAGACGCUUAGUCUGGCGUGGCCAGAUGACCCCGGGCCAGCAGUUCUACGAACGAUGGGCCCGCCGGCCGGCGAAGCAGCCCAGCCUGGACAAGGAGAGCCUGGAGUCUAGCUGGUAG